Messenger RNA from Moneuplotes crassus, 568 nucleotides. NCBI's taxonomy places the organism in Eukaryota, Ciliophora, Spirotrichea, Euplotida, Euplotidae. The record is from the annotation of a GenBank genome assembly.
UUAACCCUCCUUGAUCAUCGGACUACCAAUUGCCAAGAAAUAGUUGAAUUUUUAGGCCAAAAGUUCACUGCUUAAAAGAGGUCUUGCUCUAAUAAGGGAUAUAGAACGAUUACAAUGUGCAUGAACUUCUUGCUCAGCUACAUUCAUGUAUGAUCAUCGGCAAUUGGAUUACUCAAGAGUCUAUGGGUUCUUUUGUACUAUACAAAAGUAGCCAUCCUCCUUUGGCAUCUUGGAGGGAUACUGAGGCUAGAGAGUUUCACUGUGGAGAGUUUUGGACUGGGAAGGAAAUAGAGAGGGUAAAGGAGCAAGAAUCUGAAGGGUUUAGGGAAAAGUGAGUUGGGAGUUUGUAUAAUGUGCAAACUUGUAGAUUUUUUAUUGUAAAAAAUUAUUUCUGGCGUAUUUUAUAUUUAAAAUUAGGCAGAUUCUUUAAUUUCUGAUAAUGAGCAAAAGAAUGAAAAGGCAUAUAAAGACUCUCCAUAUGGAAACUCUUCACUAACCCUAUUUUAUAGGGCUUUCCUAGACACUAUACCUUAAAAACAAAUCUUGCUAAUAUUCAUUUCCAAUAUAC